Messenger RNA from Heterostelium album PN500, 849 nucleotides. RefSeq lists its product as uncharacterized. NCBI's taxonomy places the organism in Eukaryota, Evosea, Eumycetozoa, Acytosteliales, Acytosteliaceae. The record is from RefSeq and is a predicted model, not a curated record. The transcript has 2 exons. Bases 1 to 849 code for a protein of 282 amino acids.
AUGACUGUGGCAACACCCUACUUUAGAUUGACCCUUCCGAAUUCCGUGCACUCUGAAGACAACUACGGUGAAUCCACCAAGAAAUGUAAGGUCUAUGAUUUGAUAUCGUUUGUCUAUCUCUCGCUCCAGUGUCCGUCCGAUAGCAAACUCAAGUCAUUCCUGCGUCACACCCUCGAGACCAUCCAAGAGAUCAAUCACCUCUACAUCCCUCAGCAACUGCGUCAUCUGCUCAACGAUGAGUUUAUGUAUGAGUACUUUGACCAUCUCCCACACAUCAAGAAGUUAGUGUUGAGCGACCAGAUAUUCACGCCAAAGGUUGCGCUAUCCGCUUCUCGUUUCAAGAGUCUGACAACGAUCCAUCUCACCGACGUAGAUGUCCGAGAGAGCAGUGGUGAAGCAGAACUAAACGAUUCCAACGAUAGUAUUCUAUUGAAUACCAAUGAAUCCAAGAUCGAUUGCUCCGAUCUGACCGUCUCAGUGCAAUCGCUCGUCAGCUUCCUCGAUUUGACACCACUCGUCGAGUCACUCAUAAUGGAUAAUCUUACCUUUGUCGACCAUAUCACCAGCGAGCCGGUGCCACUCGACGACAACCAUCUUCAAGUCAUCGGAAACUAUAUUUUGAACCUCAAAGAACUCGGUCUUUCCUCGUUCCCAGUGGAUAAACGUGGUAUUUCCUGCAUGCUUAACCGUUGUACAUCAAUGCGCAGAAUCAUCAUGAACAACUGUAAAUCAAUCACACCGGAAAUCCUCUUUGAACUUCAAGUGGAAUACCCUCACAUCAGUUUUGUUUGUGACCAUACCAAAUAUUCUUUACAAUCACCAGAAAUGUUCAAAUAUAGAUAUGAUUAA